AUUAUUAUUAACGGAUUUAAUCAAACAUAUUAUUAUAACCACUUUUUUCUCCAUUUUUCAGAACCAAACCCUUAACACUCUGUCUCCGUGAAUCUAAAAUCUACCUUUGGGUCUGUCGGGUGUGUGAGGAACCGGUGAGCGAGCGAGCUAGCGCCGAAAAAAUGGAAGAUGCUGAAACGAAAGAAAGAAUCGAAGAAACAGUUCUGAAGAUCUUACAAGAAUCAAACAUGGAUGAAGUCACUGAAUCCAAGAUUCGUAAGCAAGCCUCCAACGAACUCGACCUCAACCUAUCUCAGCCUCCUUUCAAAGCCUUAGUCAAGCAAAUAAUCGAAGCUUUUCUCAAACAGAAGCAGCAACAGCAAGAGGAAGAGGAAGAAGAAAAGGAGGAAGAAGAAAAACAAAAGCUCAAACAAGUGGGAGUUUCCAGCAGAAACAACAAUGUCUAUGAUGAUUCCGGCGAUCUCGUUAUCUGCGAGCUUGGAAAAAAGAGAAAAGUGACAAUUCAGGAUUUCAAAGGGAGAACUUUUGUCUCCAUUAGGGAGUUUUAUUCCAAGGAUGGCAAGGAACUUCCUUCUUCUAAAGGAAUAAGUUUGACUGGGGAGCAGUGGUCAACCUUUAAGAAGAGUGUGCCAGCCAUAGAAAAAGCCAUUCAGAAAAUGGAAUCGUGUGUAUAAGAAUGUGAAGAUUUAAGUUUACAGAUCGAAGUAUUCAUCUCAUUAUCCAGUGAUCGAGCAAACCACAUUUUUCAUCGUCUCAACUCUUAUUUGGACGUGGCUUUGUUUUUAUUUUUUCGGUUUGUAAUCUGAAUAUUCUGCAUCAUGGUGUCCUUUUGAUACCGGACCAUUUUGGCUAGGACUUGAAAUCACCGUGAAUCCUGUUUUGUUCAGUGUAUUGCAUCUGGAAAACAACUACUUUAGAAGACUUUAGAGAAGGUGAAAUGAAUGCCCUAUUAGAUACAGUAAUCUGGUAUUUCCUUCCA
This is a messenger RNA of Lathyrus oleraceus (garden pea), 979 nucleotides long. RefSeq names its product RNA polymerase II transcriptional coactivator KELP. The transcript is spliced from 3 exons. The record is from RefSeq and is a predicted model, not a curated record. Gene Ontology annotation, molecular function: DNA binding; transcription coactivator activity. Gene Ontology annotation, biological process: positive regulation of transcription initiation by RNA polymerase II. The coding region runs from base 162 to 674 and encodes 170 amino acids. NCBI's taxonomy places the organism in Eukaryota, Viridiplantae, Streptophyta, Magnoliopsida, Fabales, Fabaceae.